Molecule: messenger RNA, 483 nt
Organism: Dentiscutata heterogama
Lineage: Eukaryota; Fungi; Glomeromycota; Glomeromycetes; Diversisporales; Gigasporaceae
Source: the annotation of a GenBank genome assembly
AUGUCUAAAGGUCCAUGGAGUUGCAAUGAAGAUGUAUUAUUAAAGAAACUUGUUAAUGAAACGCCUAAAAAACAAGACCAAAUACAUUGGGUUGAAAUUGGAAGAAGGAUGAACUCUCGAACAUCAAAGCAAUGUCGAGAAAGAUAUAGACAUCAUCUUGAUCCUAAAAGUAAUUAUUACUCCAAUAUGUUUAUUCAGCUUGUAAUUUUCAUGAUAUACCUCACACUAAAUUUAUUGAAUAUAAACAAAAAUAUAGUCAACCGGAGUGCUCUCAGUGAAGAAGAAAAAGAUUUAAUCUGGGAUUGCUUAACUAAAGGUAUAACCUCGCACGCAUCGAUUGCAAAAUUGAUUCCUGGGAGAACGCCUCUGCAAAUAAAAAAUUAUAUUUACCGAGAAAGAGCUAAAGAAAGAGUAAGGAUUAAAGCGAAAAUGUCGUUACCAAAUAUCUGUAAUGUUUCAGCAACUAGAAAAUUAGGAACUUAA